GGAUUUGGACUGAAAGAGAAAGAGAGAUAGAGGGAGGGAGAAAGAGAGAGAGGUUGAGAGUGAAUGACUGAGAGGCAGUGAGUGAGUGGAAGGGAGACUGAGAGAGAGAAAGUGGGAGUAAGAUAGAGAGGGAAAGAUUGAACGAGUUGGAGAGGUUUCGAAAGAGAAAUUGGUGAGAGACAGAUUGAGAGGUGAGUGAGAAACUGAGAGACAGAGAGAGUGAGUGUGAGCGAAAGAGAGGCUGAGAAGCUGAGGGAGAAAGACAGGGAGGGAGCGGGAGUGUGAGAGAGGCAGUGCGUGUGAGAAGGAGAGAGAGAAAUAGAACGAGGGAGAGUGGGCGAACAGAAAGGAAAAUGGGGAGAGAAUGAAAAAGUGUGCAACAGCAGGAGAGUGAAAGAGCGAGUGAAAGAGCGAGUGAAAGAGCGAGUGAAAGAGCGAGUGAAAGAGCGAGUGAAAGAGCGAGUGAAAGGGAGAGAGAAAGGGAGAGAGAAAUAGGGAGCAAAAGAAAAAGAGACAGAGGUUAAAACACAAAGAGAUAAAAACAGAACGAGGAAGAAAGGAACUGGGUUCAGGACCAAAAGUUGUGAACAGAUUCCAGGAGUGGACGGCGCCGCUGAGGGAAAAGGGCCCCCGGUGUCCUGCUGACCUGCCAUGACUGGGGUGAUGAGCGCUGGCUCGAUGGAGCAGAUGGAACUCAGUUCCCACAAGGACACUCUCUGUUUCCAGAUAUUUCCUGACCCCUCGGACUUUGAACAUUGCUGCAGACUGAAGGACCGUCUCCCAUCCAUCGUGGUGGAACCGAGCGAGGGAGAGGUUGAGAGUGGGGAGCUGCGAUGGCCGCCAGAGGAGUUGGUGGUCACUGAGGAGCCCAGCCAGAAAGUCUGCGAAGAGGGUGAGACCCAGGUUAGCAUGGAGCAAUAGCUGAACCCAUCGCUAACAAGAAAUAAACUGAGUGCGUGUGGAGAAGGUGAGAGGAGAGAGACCUUCCCACUGAGAACUACAACUGGGAGAAGGACCACACUUGAGGCCUGGUAUGAGUAAUCUUGGCCUGGUAUUUCUGGAGCUUUCCGGUGAUCUCAGACCCCAUCGGCUUGCUGUAAGAUUGGGUUGUCCUUGUAGACAGAUAGAUUCUUCCAUCCUUCACAAAGCCUUGGAACUACCACUAUUUCCUCAACAUUCUGUUGACCGAACUGCGAGAUCCGACAUGAAAAUCGAGGGUAGUUCUGCUUCGGCCUGCUGCUGCAUAUUCCAUGGCAGUUGCCACAAAUGCCAUGAGCCAUACUGAAAGCUAUAAAUAGUUCAAUAAGUCUUAGUUCAAUAAGUUCAAUAAGGCUUAGAAAGUCGCAGGGCCCCCACCCGCCACCCCCAUAAUUCCCCGAGCGAUUGAAAUGGGCCAGUCCUGGCUCCAGGUGCCACACAGGUCUGGACCGUACCAUUGACGCUCGGAAGGAGGGCAGAUGUUGGCCUGGUUCACCUUGGCUGUGCCAUUGUGUAUCUUUAUUUCAUAUCCAUGGAUCUGUGAGCCAGCUGUUGGUGGACUCUCCUGUGGAAGGGACCGGUCACUCCUGGUCACUCGGUGGUCACUCGCCACUCAGCUCCGGUCACUUUUUGCAGGCAUUUCCCAUUUUCCACCAUCAUGCGGGUGGUUUGGGAUCCCUGUGGGUGUGUUCUCACAGCUCAUGGGGCUCGAAUCCUGGGUUAACAACCGAUAAACAAUGGCCUGAUUUUCUGAAUCCCAAGUGUUUGUACUGUGGGCAAUAUCUGUACCGUGUGGAGUAACCCAAUAAAGAUCAUUUCAUUUUC
This is a messenger RNA of Carcharodon carcharias (great white shark), 1803 nucleotides long. It is a transcript of the gene lbh, whose product is annotated as LBH regulator of WNT signaling pathway. The coding region runs from base 652 to 921 and encodes 89 amino acids. The transcript is spliced from 3 exons. Gene Ontology annotation, biological process: positive regulation of DNA-templated transcription. The record is from RefSeq and is a predicted model, not a curated record. Gene Ontology annotation, cellular component: nucleus. NCBI's taxonomy places the organism in Eukaryota, Metazoa, Chordata, Chondrichthyes, Lamniformes, Lamnidae.